UCAGGCAAAAAAUAAAAGACUUUCUAAUUUGAAAAAAAAAAAGAGGAGAGCAGAAGAAAAAGAAGCAGCGAUUGUGGUGAAGCCUCCGGUAGGCGCGUGGACUGUCAUACUACAAGAGAGAUUCUCCGGUGAGCUUUGUCUCGUUGUUGUCGUUCUCCGGUGGUCGGAGGAUCGGACGGAGCGGCGGCGAGUUUCGAGCGAGAUUGGCUGGAGGAAGAAAAAUGGUGAAGGAGACUGAGUACUACGACGUGCUUGGCGUCAGCCCCAAUGCUACAGAGGCCGAGAUCAAGAAAGCUUAUUACAUCAAGGCGCGCCAAGUACAUCCAGACAAAAACCCUAAUGAUCCUCAGGCGGCACAUAAUUUCCAGGAUUUAGGAGAGGCCUACCAAGUGCUAAGUGAUCCAGCACAACGUCAAGCUUAUGAUGCACAUGGGAAAUCGGGGAUCUCGACUGAUGCUAUCAUUGAUCCUGCGGCAAUAUUUGCGAUGCUUUUCGGUAGUGAACUUUUUGAAGAAUACAUAGGGCAGCUUGCAAUGGCAUCAAUGGCUUCACUUGACAUCUUCACUGAAGGGGAGCAGCUCGAUACCAGAAAGCUGCAAGAAAAAAUGAGGGCUGUCCAGAAGGAAAGAGAAGAGAAACUUGCUCAGAUUCUUAAGGAUCGCCUUAACCAAUAUGUACAAGGAAACAAAGACGAGUUUGUUAGUCAUGCUGAAGCUGAAGUAUCCAGGCUUUCAAACGCAGCAUAUGGUGUGGAUAUGUUGAACACAAUUGGGUAUAUAUACGUACGAACAGCAGCAAUAGAGCUUGGGAAGAAAGCUUAUCUUCUCAUGGUACCAUUCCUUGCUGAAUGGUUCAGGAAGAAAGGUCACUUCAUCAAAUCCCAAGUAACAGCAGCAACUGGUGCAUACGCUUUGUUCCAGCUGCAGGAGGAAAUGAAAAGGCAGCUCAGUGCUCAAGGAAAUUAUACAGAAGAGGAACUUGAGGAAUACCUGCAAUCCCAUAAGAAAGUGAUGAUUGAUUCCUUGUGGAAGCUCAAUGUUGCUGAUAUUGAAGCGACUCUUUCCCGUGUUUGUCAGCUGGUACUUCAAGAUCCCAACGUUAAGAAAGAGGAGCUUCGUACAAGAGCAAAAGGGUUGAAAUCUUUGGGGAAGAUCUUCCAGAGGGCCAAAUUAGCUAGUGGAGCUGAGAAUGAUCCUUUGCUAAGGACAGAGACUCACAAGAUAAACGGUAACGAUGGAGAUCAUGAUGAUGCCUCUUCAUCACCGAAAUCUUCCAAAUCCGAUGAAGCAUCUCACUCUACAUUUGGACCUCAGGAGCCUCAAAGUCCAUAUGUUGAAGCACCUCGGUUCGGAGAUCAAGAAUUCAACUUUCAGUUCCCGAGACCCGCACCGCCACCUGGCGCACAGAGACGCUCUUAGAUAGAGGACUGAUUCGCAAUCCGAGGUAUCAAACCCUGGCUAUUACUUGGAUCAACAUAUAUAUCAUACCCUUGUACUAUAAUGUAUAAACUAAGCCUUUAGCAUAUAUUGUUAUUGCAUUUGGAUGAUAUAAUGUAAUGUUUUGAUGCCAUAUUAUUCUGUGAAUCUGGUGUGAGUGGGUUUGGUUGUUGUUGGAAGAAAUUAUUGGUAUGAACUCUGGAGAGCACAUGAAAACUCAUGUCUUUGACAACACAUGAUUGGUGUGUUGUGUUGUGUUA
Messenger RNA from Tarenaya hassleriana, 1696 nucleotides. Its product is annotated as chaperone protein dnaJ 10. The coding region runs from base 222 to 1418 and encodes 398 amino acids. The record is from RefSeq and is a predicted model, not a curated record. Lineage: Eukaryota; Viridiplantae; Streptophyta; Magnoliopsida; Brassicales; Cleomaceae. The transcript has 11 exons.